CUCUCUCUCUCUCUCUCUCUGUUCGUCGCUUUCGUUCCGAAUUUCAUUUUCGUCUUUUGAUCUUCAAACUUGCGGAAUUCAGUUCACUCUGAAUCGUCGCUGGUUGCGGUGAACUGAGCUGAAGCACGACGAGCGUCUGAACGGCGAAGGCGAUGAACAGUAGCUCCUCAUCGCCGUCUCGCUCGUCGAUGUCGACGGCGGCGGUCGUCGGCGGGAGCACGAGCAACGUCGCUUUGUCCGCGGAGGAGUUCCCCUUCCUGCCCGAUCCCGUUUGCAUUCACGACCUCAAGGACGAGGCAAUGCUAGUUCUGAAAGCUGAUCUGAAGGCUGCGCUGGACAAGGAGGUCAAAUCCAUGGAUGAGGAGAGCUGGAAGUUCGAAGGACCUCGGUCUCGUAUCAAUCUCUUGUCUAAACCAGGUGGAUUUCUUCCCAGACAAAUGGCGAUAGCUAGGCAUAAGUACUCCGCUUCUGCAAAGUAAUUGAGACAUCUUUUUUGGCUGGUAACACACGGUGUCGUGAUCAAUCAGAGGCUAAUUUCUUGGAUUACCACUGAAGUAACUCGAGCACUUGUAUUGGCAAACUUUGCUCUGGGUGGUGUCACUACGUGAGUAUAUAGUUUGGCUCGAGUCCCAAUAGUUUUCUUGGAAUCAUGCUCCCUCCCUCUCUCUCUCUCUCUCUCUCCUAGAGCCAUCGAGAGAUUAUUAAGAUGAGAAGGUCAGAAGAUAGGUAAUUCACAAGGACAUUCAACCGUCCUGUUUCUUUAGAAUUUUCAAUUUGUCAGUUUCUGCUCUUUCAGUUGGUUUAUUGGUUA
Rhodamnia argentea is the source of this 811-nucleotide messenger RNA. Its product is annotated as protein SAMBA. Gene Ontology annotation, biological process: negative regulation of organ growth. The transcript has 4 exons. The record is from RefSeq and is a predicted model, not a curated record. Gene Ontology annotation, molecular function: anaphase-promoting complex binding. Lineage: Eukaryota; Viridiplantae; Streptophyta; Magnoliopsida; Myrtales; Myrtaceae. Bases 153 to 479 code for a protein of 108 amino acids.